Messenger RNA from Paracoccidioides lutzii Pb01, 2349 nucleotides. RefSeq names its product Polyubiquitin binding protein. Gene Ontology annotation, cellular component: nucleus; cytoplasm. The record is from RefSeq and is a predicted model, not a curated record. Gene Ontology annotation, molecular function: ubiquitin binding. The transcript is spliced from 3 exons. Bases 1 to 2349 code for a protein of 782 amino acids. Gene Ontology annotation, biological process: ubiquitin recycling; proteasome-mediated ubiquitin-dependent protein catabolic process.
AUGCCAGAUUUCAAAAUCUCGUCCGCUUUAGAGGGCCACACCGAUGAUGUUCGCGCUGUGGCCUUUCCGAACUCCAGAGCUGUAUUGUCUGCUUCCCGAGAUGCGACCGUUCGUAUUUGGAAGCUCACCUCUACUACUUCGUCUCCGGUCAAUGACUAUACAUUAUCCUCCCACGGCUCCGCUUUCAUAAACUCCCUGGCUUAUUAUCCUCCGUCCUCAGAUUACCCUGAAGGCCUGAUAUUUUCUGGUGGCCAAGAUACCAUUAUCGAGGCCCGCCAGCCUGGGAAACCGGCCGAUGCAAAUGCAGAUGCUAUGCUUCUUGGUCACACACACAACGUAUGCUCGAUAGAUGUCUGUCCUGAAGGCCAGUGGGUGGUGAGUGGAAGCUGGGACGCCUCAGCAAAGCUCUGGCGAAUUGGGAAGUGGGAAUGCGAAGUCACCCUCCAAGGCCACCAAGGUAGCGUCUGGGCAGUGUUGAUUUACGACAAAUCUACAAUAGUAACAGGAUGUGCUGACCAAAUGAUCCGCAUUUAUAACCUAACUGGAAAACUAUUGCGAAGCUUUAAAGCUGGUGAUGUCGUCCGUGCUCUCUGCAAACUUCCUCCAAACCAUCCGUCAGGUGGGCAGAUAGCGUCUGCGAGCAAUGAUGGCGUAAUACGAUUGUGGACGCUUGAAGGUCGACAAGUUUCGGAACUCUGUGGUCAUGAAAGUUUCAUCUAUUCAUUAGCCACCCUACCUACGGGAGAAAUAGUUAGCUCCGGUGAGGAUCGAACCGUGAGAAUAUGGAGUGGUGAUCGCUGCAUACAAACCAUUACGCAUCCCGCGAUAUCUGUCUGGAGCGUUGCAGCAUGUCAGGAAAAUGGUGAUAUUGUUAGCGGGGCAAGUGAUGGGAUAGCUCGAAUUUUCAGCAGAGUUCAGGAGCGCCAGGCUGAUGAAGCAGUUACUGCGAAAUUUGAAAAUUCCGUCAGGGAAUCGUCUAUCCCGCAGCAACAGGUUGGAUCCAUCAACAAAGAGAAACUUCCUGGUCCAGAUUUCUUGAAGCAGAGACUUGGGACAAAGGAAGGUCAAGUUCAAAUGAUUCGUCAAGAGGAUGGAAGUGUUACUGCCCAUUCUUGGUCAACUGCCACGAGCGAAUGGAUAUCCGUUGGUACUGUGGUCGAUUCGGCGGCAAGCAGCGGUAAAAAGGUGGAACAUCUUGGGCAAGACUAUGAUUAUGUUUUCGAUGUCGACAUUGAAGAUGGGAAACCCCCCUUGAAACUUCCGUAUAACCUGUCUCAAAAUCCAUACGAAGCUGCUACUAAAUUUAUACAAGACAAUGAGCUACCGAUGGGGUAUCUGGACCAAGUUGCUAAUUUCAUAACCACAAAUACACAGGGGGCUUUCAAAGGUCCUCCCCCUCCUGGCGCUGAUCCAUGGGGCGAAGAAAAGAGAUAUCGACCAGGGGAUGGACCUUCCAAUAACUCCUCAUCUUUUCCAACAUCUCGUCCAAAGGUUCUACCCCAAACUUCAUACCUAUCUAUCAAAACCGCAAACAUCAAGACAAUAAAAAAAAAAGUCCAAGAACUGAACUCCAAACUUGUCAGUGCUGGAUCAAAGGACAUUUCGCUAAGCCCAUCUGAACUAGACACCGUCAUGGCUCUUUGUGAUGAGUUAGAUCAGACAUCGCCGUUAAAAGAAUCACCGCAGGUCGAAUUUGGACUUCCACUAGUUGCCAAAAUAGCAACCGCAUGGCCCGCUGCUAAUCGUCUUCCCGGUCUUGAUCUGCUUCGUCUACUCGCUGCUGCAACCCCCGUAACAGCAUCCACGAACUAUGGUAGUGAUAACUUGAUUUCCACACUCAUAAAAAGUGGUGUAUUCGAAUCCCCGCUGAACCUGAAUAAUGCCAUGUUAACAGUGCGGACUUUUGCAAAUUUAUUCAACACUGAGUCUGGGCGGAAUCUGGCAAUUAGCAACCUCAGCGACAUCAUGGUGCAGGUUGCAUCUGUAGCGGCGAGUGGUGGGGGGACGCCAAAUCGCAACUUAACCAUCGCCAUUGCUACCCUAUUCAUUAACUUUUCCGUCUUUAUAACAGUCGACGGAAGAGCUUCAAGUCCCGAAUCCUCAGAAAAGGCUCUCUCGCUGCUCGAUGAAUUGACUAAACUUCUGUGGAGGGAGAAGGAUUCUGAAGCUAUAUACCGCACUCUUGUUGCGAUAGGUACUUUGGUUACCGGCCUGGGCGAAGAAGUGAGAACUGCCGCGAGGGAUAUAUACGAUAUAAAUAAGUUGCUAUCGAAAGUAUCCAGUGCGGGGAUUGGAAGGGAACCGAGAGUUAACAGCGUUAUUGAUGAGAUUAGAAGUGCGCUUGGAUAA